Messenger RNA from Aspergillus melleus, 174 nucleotides. RefSeq lists its product as uncharacterized. Lineage: Eukaryota; Fungi; Ascomycota; Eurotiomycetes; Eurotiales; Aspergillaceae. The transcript has a single exon. The record is from RefSeq and is a predicted model, not a curated record. Bases 1 to 174 code for a protein of 57 amino acids.
AUGAUCAUCACGCGCGGUAUUUCCCUUAUCAACUUCGGAGUGGCCUCGUCCGCACUCGCCUUUCAAGUUUUCGUUCUAUACCCGUGGCACAAUCAGCUCGACGACGAGUUCAAGGCCCUGAAGCAGGAGCAUAUCCGAGUCCUACAGAAGUUCGAACAGAAGGCGGUCCAAUAG